GAUCUCCUCACAUUCACACAUCCGCGGUCUCGGUCUCGAUGACAAUCUCGAACCGAAGCCAAACAGCCAAGGCAUGGUUGGACAAAUCAAAGCCCGCAAAGCAGCUGGUGUCAUUCUUCGCAUGCUUUCGCAGAAUAAAAUCGCAGGCAGGGCGAUUCUCAUGGCUGGUCCACCAUCGACUGGCAAAACGGCCAUUGCGAUGGGUAUGAGCCAGUCGUUGGGUGAAGGUGUACCGUUUACGAUGAUUUCUGCUUCAGAGAUAUUUAGUCUUGAGAUGAGCAAGACGGAAGCCUUGACGCAAGCAUUUCGCAAAUCGAUUGGUGUUCGCAUUCGUGAGGAGACGGAGAUGAUUGAAGGCGAAGUCGUGGAGAUUCAAAUUGACAAGUCCCUGACGGGUACGACAAAGAUGGGCAAAUUGACCCUGAAAACAACAGACAUGGAAACAGUCUAUGAUUUGGGAACAAAAAUGGUUGAGGCAUUGUCAAAGGAACGCGUGAUUGCAGGCGAUGUCAUUACAAUUGACAAGACAUCCGGCAAGAUCUCAAAACUCGGCAGGUCUUUCGCUAGGUCGCGCGAUUACGAUGCGAUGGGCGUUGAUACACGCUUCGUGCAAUGCCCAGAAGGCGAGAUUCAGAAGCGUAAAGAAGUGGCGCAUGUUGUUUCGCUGCACGAAAUCGAUGUCAUCAACUCGAGAUCACAAGGCUUCCUCGCUCUCUUCUCUGGUGAUACUGGAGAAAUCAAGACUGAAGUCCGUGACCAAAUCAAUGUCAAGGUGGGCGAGUGGAAGGAGGAAGGCAAAGCGGAUAUCUGCCCGGGUGUCUUGUUCAUUGACGAAGUACACAUGCUUGACAUGGAGUGCUUUUCAUUCUUGAAUCGUGCCGUGGAAGCUGAGCUAGCACCGCUCGUGGUGAUGGCCUCGAAUCGUGGUGUGACCAGAAUCCGUGGCACACAGUACAGGUCGCCCCACGGUCUUCCGGUUGACUUGCUGGAUCGUAUGCUCAUCAUCAGCACGAGCCCGUACACUGCCGAGGACAUUCGGCAGAUUCUACACAUUCGCACACAAGAAGAAGAUGUGGAUCUCGCUUCAGAUGCGCUCGACCUCCUCACCAAGAUUGGCCAAGAGACGUCGUUGCGAUAUGCGAUGCACAUUAUCAUCACAAGUCACUUGAUUGCAAAGAAGCGUAAAGCACAGCAAAUCACGGUGGCGGAUGUGAGCCGCAGCUACGCCUUGUUUUUGGAUCAGAAGCGGUCUGUCAAGUCAAUCGAGGAGAGCAGCGACUUCUUAACAGAGACGCAUUACCAGGUUGAUGGCAAUCAGCCGCAACCGAUGGAAGUGUCAUAGAUUAAAAAGCAUAAAGUAGUCAAAACACUCAU
Protomyces lactucae-debilis is the source of this 1374-nucleotide messenger RNA. RefSeq names its product TIP49 C-terminus-domain-containing protein. The transcript has a single exon. Bases 74 to 1342 code for a protein of 422 amino acids. Gene Ontology annotation, molecular function: ATP binding; ATP hydrolysis activity; DNA helicase activity. Gene Ontology annotation, biological process: box C/D snoRNP assembly; regulation of transcription by RNA polymerase II; chromatin remodeling. Lineage: Eukaryota; Fungi; Ascomycota; Taphrinomycetes; Taphrinales; Protomycetaceae. The record is from RefSeq and is a predicted model, not a curated record. Gene Ontology annotation, cellular component: NuA4 histone acetyltransferase complex; Ino80 complex; Swr1 complex.